Lutra lutra (Eurasian river otter) is the source of this 1359-nucleotide messenger RNA. RefSeq names its product PVR related immunoglobulin domain containing (gene PVRIG). Gene Ontology annotation, cellular component: plasma membrane. Lineage: Eukaryota; Metazoa; Chordata; Mammalia; Carnivora; Mustelidae. The coding region runs from base 84 to 1043 and encodes 319 amino acids. The record is from RefSeq and is a predicted model, not a curated record. Gene Ontology annotation, biological process: negative regulation of T cell receptor signaling pathway. The transcript is spliced from 4 exons. Gene Ontology annotation, molecular function: signaling receptor activity.
AUGAAAACUUCCUGCGAUGAGAACGGAAGCCCAGGUGCUGUCCCCGCCGCGACAGCUCCCAGAGCGGGGGCCAGAGGGAAGCCAUGGACCGGGCCCGGGCCCCAGUCCUGCUGUCGGUGCUGCUGACGUUCUGCAUCACUGCUGGUGAGUUGGGGGCAAGGAGAGAAGCGGAAGACGUGGCGGUAGGGGGGAGGCCUGGCCCUGGGGCCCUGCUAUGUCUGUAUCCCGCAGGGACUCCCGAGGUGUGGGUGCAGGUUCAGAUGGAGGCUGCUGCGUCCCCGUCCUUCAGCGUCCGCUGCGGAUUCCUGGGCUCUGGCUCCAUCUCCCUGGUGACCGUGAGCUCGGGGGGGCCUGAUGGUGCCGGAGGGACUAGGCUGGCUGUUUUGCAUCCAGAAUUCGGCAUCCAGCAGUGGUCCCCGGCCCGCCGGGCCCAUUGGGAGACCAAAACCAGCAUCUCCCUCGCUGUGGAAGAAGGGUCUGAGGGGAGAAGCCCCGGUGCUAACACCACCUUCUGCUGCAAGUUUGUUUCCUUUCCUGAGGGCUCCCAGGAGGCCUGCGGGAGCCUCUUCCUCCGCACAGACCAAGGGCUCCCUGCCCCGACGCCAGCUCCCAUGCUGCGGGCUGACCUGGCCGGGAUCUUUGGGGUGUCGGGGGUCCUCCUCUUUGGCUGUGUCUACCUCCUCCACCUCCUGCAUCGGCAGAGGCACUGGUCUGUCAGCAAGGCCCAGCCGCCCCUCACCAGUCCCCAGCCACAGGCGCGAGCAAGGGCGGCCGGUCAAGCCCCCCUGGUCUCCCUGCGCGCGCCCUGCACCGCCGUCACCGCCAGCCGCUACUGCCCGGCCGCUCUGGACCUGGUGCUCCCACGCCAGCUGCUGGCCCGCUGGGCGCCCCUGCCCGCCUCGACUCGCAGCAGCUUCGUCUCCAUGGAGAACGGACUUUAUGCUCAGGCCGGAGAGAGGCCUUUCCAAGCUGGCCCCAACCUCGUCCCUUUCCCUGACUCUCUGGGGCACAGGGCCGCGGAGGGGCAUUUAGGAGUUCGAUGAGAGGGACCCCAAGCCCGCUUGGGCCUCCUCUCCUCUCCGACCUCUGGGACCCCCUUCUGGGGUCUGUGUCCCGGGGGCGUAUCGUCUUUGCACAUCUGGUUUUAGUCUCAGGCCUGCAGAAGUGUCUCCACACGCGCCCGGCCCAGGCCCCCGUGCUGCGGAUGUGGUCAGCGCGUGUGCACGUGUGGGUACGUGUGGGCACGUGUGUAUCUAUGUGAGGUGACAAAAUCCCAUCCCAGGUCGUUUCCUGUUUUCAAGUCCCCAGCCCUCACAGGUGAUGAGGAUAACUAAGUAAAAAAAAAAAGUGGUUUCUGAC